UGAGAUAUCAAUUGGUGCAUCAUUGAUAUCAUACAUUGUUAAGUUCUGUCUAAAGAGGAUAGAUUCUGGGCGCCUAUGGGGCUACCUUGCGCUCUAGCAACGCACAGCAGUUCUCGCGUCAAAAUUCUGACGCUGCAUUUCUCUAUCUCGGAAAUUUUAGAUGAUACCUUACUUGGACACUUCAAAGAGCCACCUUCUGACAAUUUAGUACUCUCUGGUGUCUCAACCAUCGGACUUGUAUCUGACACCAAUUGGCCAAGCGAUUAUGAUAUGGUUCAGUGCGACGAUCCAACCUACGCCCAGGAAUUCUGCGACGAGGUGAGCCGGAUGCUCCCUAACGCAAAGAACCGCAUUAUCUCUCGG
Messenger RNA from Linderina pennispora, 363 nucleotides. RefSeq lists its product as uncharacterized. NCBI's taxonomy places the organism in Eukaryota, Fungi, Kickxellomycota, Kickxellomycetes, Kickxellales, Kickxellaceae. The annotation marks the transcript as partial. The transcript has a single exon. The record is from RefSeq and is a predicted model, not a curated record.